AUGGGACUGAGAAUCAUUGUCGUAGGUGCUGGGAUUGCCGGCUUAACAACAGCUUUAGCGUUGAGGCAAGGAGGACAUUCUGUCGAGAUAUUCGAAAAAUCCAAAUUUGCAAAGGAACUCGGUGCAGCACUGGGUCUUACUCCAAAUGGAUCGCGUGUGCUCGCUACGCUAGGAUUCUCCUUCGAACGUGCUCGGGCAAGUCAGGUCACCAGCUGGGAUGUCGUUGAUGGAGUCACUCUCCAUACUGUCAAAAGUAUGGACUUCAGUGCAGCACGGACCCAGUUUGGAUUCCCAGCCUAUUCUGUUCACCGUGUUGAUUUUCAUGGUGAAUUGCUAUUUCUGGCCCAAAGAUCUGACGAUAAGGAUCAAGAGCCGGUGAAACUGCACUUGGCUUCACCCGUGGUCAGCGCUGAUGCAGAAGAGGGACUUAUUGUACUCGAAGAUGGAUCACAUCAUUAUGCAGAUCUGAUUAUUGGCGCGGACGGCAUCCAUUCUGUGCUCCGGCCUUUUGUGACUGGUUCUCAGCAGAAACCGCGUUUUACAAAUCUCAGUGCUUUCAGAUUUUUGAUCCCGACCAAGACAAUGCGUGACGACCCUGCCCUCGAGAACCUGAUGAAGUGGAAAGGGACAGGAGCUGCGACCCUUGCGAACCCAGAUGACUUGUUUCCAAAGCGCCAUAUGAUGUGGUACGACUGUCAGAAGUAA
Molecule: messenger RNA, 705 nt
Organism: Exophiala aquamarina CBS 119918
Lineage: Eukaryota; Fungi; Ascomycota; Eurotiomycetes; Chaetothyriales; Herpotrichiellaceae
Exons: 2
Coding region: 1-705 (234 amino acids)
Molecular function (GO): monooxygenase activity
Source: RefSeq, a predicted model, not a curated record